This is a messenger RNA of Crotalus tigris (Tiger rattlesnake), 1038 nucleotides long. RefSeq names its product vomeronasal type-2 receptor 26-like. Gene Ontology annotation, molecular function: G protein-coupled receptor activity. The transcript is spliced from 2 exons. Gene Ontology annotation, biological process: G protein-coupled receptor signaling pathway. Gene Ontology annotation, cellular component: membrane. The record is from RefSeq and is a predicted model, not a curated record. The annotation marks the transcript as partial. Lineage: Eukaryota; Metazoa; Chordata; Lepidosauria; Squamata; Viperidae.
GCCACCUGUGUAGAAAGUUGCUAUCCUGGGUACCGGAAAUUAAUUAAGGAGGGGAAACAGGUUUGCUGCUAUGACUGUGUCCAAUGUUCAGAGGAAAGCAUUUCCACCAUGGUUGAUUCCAAGCAAUGUGAGAGGUGCCCAGAAGAACAAUAUCCAAAUGAGAAGAACCAUCAAUGUAUUCCCAAAAUUAUUGCCUACUUAUCCUACGAAGAAUUCCUGGGAGAAAUCCUGACUAGCUUUGCUGUUUCUUUUGCUGUAAUCACAAUUGUUGUGAUGGGGACAUUUAUCCGCCACCAAAAUACUCCCAUUGUCAAAGCCAACAAUUGGGAUAUCACCUGCACUUUGCUUUUCUCACUUCUGCUGUGUUUUCUCUGUUCUUUCUUCUUCCUCGGAUGCCCAGGGAUAGUCACAUGUCUCCUCCGGCAAGCAGUUUUUGGAGUUGUCUUCUCCAUCGCAGUAUCUUGUGUGUUAGCCAAAACCAUCACUGUGGUUCUGGCCUUCAUAGCCACAAAGCCAGGAAACCGCAUGAGGUGGUGGGUCGGGAAAAGGCUGUCUGUCUCAGUCAUUGUGUUUUGCUCACUUAUUCAAGCAAGCAUCUGUGCUGUGUGGUUGAUCCUUUCUCCUCCUUUCCCAGAGUUGGACAUGCAUUCCCAAUUGGAUGAGAUCUUAGUGCAAUGCAACGAAGGCUCAGAGAUCAUGUUUUAUGUUGUGCUGGGCUACAUGUGGCUUUUGGCCCUCAUCAGCUUCGUGGUGGCCUUCUUUGCCCGAAAGUUGCCUGACAGUUUCAAUGAAGCCAAACUCAUCACCUUCAGCAUGCUGGUCUUCUGCAGUGUUUGGGUCUCCUUUGUGCCCACCUACUUAAGCACUAAGGGGAAAUCCAUGGUGGCUGUGGAGGUCUUCUCUAUCUUGGCCUCAAGUGGUGGCUUAUUAGGUUGCAUUUUUAUGCCCAAGUGCUAUAUUAUCAUGCUGAGACCAGAGCUGAAUACCAGAGAGCAGCUAGUUAGGAAAAAGACUAGUGUGGUUUCAAGUGCAGUGUAA